Messenger RNA from Centruroides sculpturatus (bark scorpion), 1218 nucleotides. Its product is annotated as acetate kinase-like. The transcript has a single exon. The record is from RefSeq and is a predicted model, not a curated record. NCBI's taxonomy places the organism in Eukaryota, Metazoa, Arthropoda, Arachnida, Scorpiones, Buthidae. Gene Ontology annotation, biological process: phosphorylation; acetate metabolic process. Gene Ontology annotation, molecular function: acetate kinase activity. Bases 1 to 1218 code for a protein of 405 amino acids.
AUGCAAAAAACCCUGGUAAUCAACUCCGGAAGUUCCUCGGUCAAAGCGAAAGUUUUCGACCAAAAUCUCGAACUUCUGGCCCAAGUUUUGCUUGAGAAAAUUGGCGAAAAAAACGGGCGCAUUAAGUUUUACCGCCCGGGUCAAGUUUGGCAAAAAGAUCUCUCCUUAGCGAGUCACGACCAAGCUUUUGAAGCGCUAAUUGAACUUUUGAAGAGCGAAGGAGUGGUCGCCGAUCUAGCCAGCGAGAUCGCCCUGGUCGGUCACCGCGUGGUGAUGGGAGGAAGUUUUUACCGCCGCGCUACUUUGGCCACCCCCGAAGUGUUAGAAAAACUGACUGCCUUGAGCCAUCUCGCUCCGCUUCACAACCCGCCCAAUUUACUCGGCGUCAAGUUAAUGCAAAAACUCGUCUUAGCUCCCAACGUUUUAGUUUUUGACACCGCCUUUCACCAAAGUUUGGAUGAGAGGCGUUUUUUGUACCCGCUGCCGCGUUAUUUGUACGAACAACAUCUCGUGCGUAAGUACGGUAUGCACGGCAUCAGUUACCAGUACAAUUUGCACCGCUUUCGUCAGGAAAGCAAAAUUGACCGUCCCAAUUUGAUCAUUUUUCACCUUGGCAACGGCUCAUCGGUUUGCGCAAUUAAAGAUGGUCAAUCGCUUGACACUUCAAUGGGGAUGACGCCGCUGGCCGGCCUGAUGAUGGGAACCCGCUCGGGCGACAUUGACCCGGCCGUGGUGAUUUUUCUCCAGCGUCAGCUCGGACUUGAUUACCAGGCGGUUGACGAGCUUUUAAACCGUCAGUCGGGACUAUUAGCUCUGACUGGCACCACCAACGACAUGCGCGAAAUUGAGCAGGCGAUCGCGGCGGGUGAUCCGGCGGCCGAACUGGCGUUUGAAAUGUAUGUUGAUCGCUUAGUUAGUUAUUACAGCGCUUACCUUAACGAAUUAGGUAACCAGAUUGACGGCGUUAUUUUUACCGGCGGCAUCGGCAAAAACAGUCGCAAAGUUUUGCGGCGUUUCGUCGAAAAAGUCAGCAUUUCCAAACUGGUUUUAGAGACCAAGAUUGAUUUGGCUGAUCAGUCGUGGGUAAAAGUUUCAACCCGCGCUUCUCAGUUUGCCAUUUACGUCUCGGAAACCGACGAAGAGAUCGAAAUUGCCCGCCAAGGACUAGAGGUGAUCGGCGUUAGGCAGCCGUUGAUCGGACGGUCUGAGCAUGAAUAA